This is a messenger RNA of Ctenopharyngodon idella (grass carp), 1007 nucleotides long. It is a transcript of the gene vbp1, whose product is annotated as von Hippel-Lindau binding protein 1. Gene Ontology annotation, molecular function: tubulin binding. NCBI's taxonomy places the organism in Eukaryota, Metazoa, Chordata, Actinopteri, Cypriniformes, Xenocyprididae. Bases 86 to 673 code for a protein of 195 amino acids. Gene Ontology annotation, cellular component: prefoldin complex; cytoplasm. Gene Ontology annotation, biological process: tubulin complex assembly; protein folding; microtubule-based process. The record is from RefSeq and is a predicted model, not a curated record. The transcript is spliced from 6 exons.
UCGUUACUUUUAUUAUGCAGGCAGCGCUCGUGCGUAAGAGCAACGGGCGCGUGCGUCAAGAGGAAGAGCCGAAUGUCUCUCCAAAAUGGCGACGACCAUAGAGAGUGGCAAUGCAGGAGCUGCAAAUAAGAAAAAACACCUCGGAAUCCCCGAAGCAAUAUUUGUGGAAGAUGUGGAUGCCUUCAUGAAGCAGCCGGGCAAUGACACAGCAGACGCCGUGCUGAGGAAGCUGGAUGAACAAUAUCAGAAAUAUAAAUAUAUGGAGCUCAAUCUGGCUCAGAAGAAACUCAGGUUGAAAAGCCAGAUUCCACAAAUCAAGCAGACGUUAGAAAUUCUACGGCACAUGCAGAAAAAGAAAGAAACUACUGAUCCCAUGGAGACACAUUUUCUGUUGGCUGAUAAUGUCUAUUGCAAGGCCUCUGUCCCACCCACAGAUAAAGUGUGUUUGUGGCUUGGGGCUAAUGUCAUGCUGGAGUAUGAUAUUGAUGAGGCUCAGGCGUUGUUGGAAAAAAACCUGGCUACAGCUUCCCGUAAUUUGGACUCUCUGGAAGAGGACCUGGAUUUCCUCAGAGACCAGUUCACAACCACUGAAGUCAAUAUGGCACGUGUUUACAAUUGGGAUGUCAAGAGAAGGAGCAAAGAUAACCUCCUCAAAUCUGCUGAGCGGUCCUAGAAAAGGAGGCCUAGUUUGGUCACACCCCACCCGAAUUCCUUCCUCAUCAGAAAAUUCACCCCCAUGUAUCUGUUUGCACCAACACCAACUGUUAUCUAUUGAUUUAUUACUUUUUAAAGUAUUUUUUCAAGUAAAAAGGUGAAAAACAUCAAACAAAAGUAAUAAUGGUAGUUUUCUUGUUUUCUUUUUUAUGAUGAUUAUUAGCGGUUUCAGAUUGGGGUUCUCUCCACAGGGUCUACAGAUUUGUUUUCCUCUGUGCCCUUUUUCCUUUUCAUUUGUUGUUUGGUAAACAUUUGCAUUUUCAGUUCUGUUAAAGCUAAACUGUAAAGCUCAA